AGCUAGUGACAUUGGCAGAAGAAGAUUAGGCUGCGGGGAGAACUUGGCCUCAGUGCUGGACCAGAUGAACACAACUUAAACCUGUAGGGUACAAGCCGUUUUAUACAUUUACCAAUAUUGCAGAAAAAUGUCAGAACGCAGAGAACGAAGGCAAAAAAGAGGAAGAAGAGAAAAAAUAAAAUAUUUGGUUACUGCGGAUCUGUCUCAACCAGAGAAAAACUCCCAGGCCAAUAAAAAGAAAGGAACUAAGAAGAAGUUGAAGGUCAAGCGUACUCCCGAUGAAAAUAAUCCUUCUGCAUCCACAGUGCGACCCCUUGUUAAGCCUCCUUGUGCCCCUGCCCAAAGUGUACCCUCUAGACGUGGCAAUGCAGAUUGGUGUAAAUGUGGCAAAUGUGUUGCUAUGCCAACGGAAAUGGAGUCAGUGUGUUGUAAAGAGAUCCCUAAAUGCAAUGAUCUGAUCCUGGAAGCGACGUCCUGCAUUGCCGAUAAUAGUCGAUUUCACGUCCUGUGUCUGAGCGCUUGUGGAGCAAGUGUUCCACACACAAUUCUGGGAGACACUGAAAAUAUGCGAGAGCGUGCAUAUUAUAACAGGCAUCUACGGCAGAGUGCGUAUUGUGUAUUUACAAAAUGGGUGCACAGAUUUUUGGGUGCAAGAAAAAGAAGGCCCAUUCCGUCUUGUGUUGUAAACUGCAUACGAAAUGCCUACCCUGACCCACCAGGAAUGUACACUGGUUUCACCUUGGCACAGCCCAUCAAUAACAGUUAAAUUGUGUUUAUCCUGGAUAUGCUUUUUGUUAAUUAUUUUGUUAUGGUUAUUGUGUUUUUUUUUUUUAUGUUAACUGUUGAUAGAAAAAAAGAAAGGAAGUUACCUAAGGGGGAGUUUGAUAAAGUACAAAAUAUAUUUUGGUAGUUUGUAAUUAGAGUUUAUUUGCUGAACAGCAAGUUAUGGUAAAAUAAUAAGGAACUGCAAAAUCUUGACCACAAUAUUUGUGACAUUUCUCCUGCUUAGCUACUCACCAGCUCCGAUACCUUAGCCUAAAUCUUUCGAUUAUUUUGCCAGUUCACCACAAUUCAUCCUACAAAUAGUUGUUCACUAAAACACAGUUUUGUUUUUUUUUAUUUUAUUUUUAAUGAUUUUUGGAGCGCACAUACUACAUUUAAAAUCUAAUAUAUCUAUUCGCUUAAAGUCGCUUACUUGUAUGUAGCUGCCCAUUUUACUAUUCAUAUUGGGUACCAUUUUUUCUUAUAUUCACUAAAACAUGCAUUGCCGUGAAUUUCAACUUUUAGGCCACCACAACAGACGAAUUAGAAAAACAAGUUGACUGAUUUAAUGUUGGUUGCUGUGACUUUAAAUUUUGAAUUUCAGUUCACUUUUUAGUCCCAACAAUUCACACUUUAUUGAAUAACCUUGUUUUGUGUGAGUUCAAUGGCGAUGUUUAGGGUCAAGUUGAGAAAUAAACACAACAAAUAAAUCAUGUAGCAAUGCUGGGCAACAGAUGGCUACAGUGGACGCCAUGCUUCUUCAGUUCCAUAAGUAGCAACUUCGAAAUGUUGGUCAAAAUGGAUGUCUGAGUGCAAUAGGAUAUGGCUGUGUAUAGUGGCUAAUUGCAAAGUAUCAUGGGAAGCAUAUUCCCUGGCAGCUUUGGUGUCAGAUUUGUGAUCACUGUCUUAGAGUAUUCCUAGUGACACAGAUCUCACAUGCAACAUAUGUUGUUUUUUCUGGUGACUGCCCUACAGGAGAGACAUUUAUUGGCAGGUACAUUUCCUAUUAUAUUAGACAGUAAAGCCCAAGAUGGAGGAAAUAUCAGGAUGCUUAAGAUCAAAUCUAUUAACUGAUGGAUAUAUGUAUGUGGCUUUGCCUAUUACAUUCAGUCUAUAU
This is a messenger RNA of Pelobates fuscus (common spadefoot toad), 1879 nucleotides long. RefSeq names its product P2X purinoceptor 7-like. The record is from RefSeq and is a predicted model, not a curated record. NCBI's taxonomy places the organism in Eukaryota, Metazoa, Chordata, Amphibia, Anura, Pelobatidae. The coding region runs from base 128 to 766 and encodes 212 amino acids. The transcript has 4 exons.